AUGGUCCGCUUCGGGGACGAGCUGGGCGGCCGCUAUGGGGGCGCCGGCAGCGGGGAGAGGGCGCGGGGCGGCGGGGCCGGCGGGGCGGGUGGCCCGGGCCCCGGAGGGCUACAGCCGGGCCAGCGGGUCCUCUACAAGCAGUCCAUUGCGCAGCGCGCACGGACCAUGGCGCUGUACAAUCCCAUCCCGGUCAAGCAGAACUGCUUCACCGUCAAUCGCUCGCUCUUCGUCUUCAGCGAGGACAACGUCGUCCGCAAAUACGCCAAGCGCAUCACCGAGUGGCCUCCCUUUGAGUACAUGAUUCUGGCCACCAUCAUCGCCAACUGCAUCGUGCUGGCCCUGGAGCAGCAUCUCCCUGACGGAGACAAGACGCCCAUGUCGGAGCGCCUGGAUGACACAGAGCCCUAUUUCAUCGGCAUCUUUUGCUUUGAGGCGGGGAUCAAGAUCAUCGCGCUUGGCUUUGCUUUCCACAAGGGCUCCUACCUGCGGAAUGGCUGGAACGUCAUGGACUUCGUGGUGGUCCUCACAGGGAUCCUUGCCACAGCUGGAACUGACUUUGAUCUGCGAACACUGAGGGCUGUGCGCGUGCUGAGGCCUCUGAAGCUGGUAUCAGGGAUUCCAAGUUUGCAGGUGGUGCUCAAGUCCAUCAUGAAGGCCAUGGUUCCACUGCUGCAGAUUGGGCUGCUACUCUUCUUUGCCAUCCUCAUGUUUGCCAUCAUUGGCCUCGAGUUCUACAUGGGAAAAUUCCACAAGGCCUGUUUCCCCAACAGCUCAGAUGCAGAUCCUGUGGGUGACUUCCCCUGUGGCAAGGAGGCCCCUGCCCGGCUGUGUGAGGGUGACACCGAGUGCCGGGAGUAUUGGCCAGGACCCAACUUUGGUAUCACCAACUUUGAUAACAUCCUGUUUGCCAUCUUGACAGUGUUCCAGUGUAUCACCAUGGAGGGCUGGACUGACAUCCUCUACAAUACAAAUGAUGCAGCUGGAAACACCUGGAACUGGCUCUACUUCAUCCCCCUCAUCAUCAUCGGCUCCUUCUUCAUGCUCAACCUUGUGCUGGGUGUGCUCUCAGGGGAGUUCGCCAAGGAGCGAGAGAGGGUGGAGAACCGCCGUGCCUUCCUGAAGCUCCGCCGGCAGCAGCAGAUCGAGCGGGAGCUCAAUGGGUACCUGGAGUGGAUCUUCAAGGCUGAGGAAGUCAUGCUGGCAGAGGAGGACAAGAAUGCAGAGGAGAAGUCCCCUUUGGAUGCCGUGUUGAAGAGAGCCGCCACCAAGAAGAGCCGCCACGACCUGAUCCACGCUGAGGAGGGGGAGGACCGGCUUGCAGACCUCUGUGCCGUGGGGUCCCCCUUUGCCCGUGCCAGCCUCAAAAGUGGGAAGACAGAGAGUUCAUCGUAUUUCCGGAGGAAGGAGAAGAUGUUCCGGUUCUUCAUCCGGCGCAUGGUGAAGGCGCAAAGCUUCUACUGGGUGGUGCUGUGUGUGGUGGCUCUGAACACACUCUGUGUGGCCAUGGUGCACUACAACCAGCCGCAGCGGCUCACCACAGCUCUGUACUUUGCAGAGUUUGUUUUCCUGGGUCUCUUCCUCACAGAGAUGUCCCUGAAGAUGUAUGGCCUGGGGCCCAGAAGCUACUUCCGGUCCUCCUUCAACUGCUUUGACUUUGGGGUCAUUGUGGGGAGCAUCUUUGAAGUGGUCUGGGCUGCCAUAAAACCAGGAACUUCCUUUGGGAUCAGCGUGCUGAGGGCCCUCCGCUUGCUGCGGAUCUUCAAGGUCACAAAGUACUGGAACUCCCUGAGGAACUUGGUGGUGUCUCUGCUCAACUCCAUGAAGUCCAUCAUCAGUCUCCUCUUUCUGCUCUUCCUGUUCAUUGUGGUCUUUGCUCUCCUGGGGAUGCAGCUGUUUGGGGGACAGUUUAACUUCAAAGAUGAGACUCCAACGACCAACUUCGACACCUUUCCUGCUGCCAUCCUCACGGUCUUCCAGAUCCUAACAGGAGAGGACUGGAAUGCAGUGAUGUAUCAUGGGAUAGAAUCUCAAGGUGGAGUGAGCAAAGGCAUGUUCUCCUCCUUUUACUUCAUCGUCCUGACGCUGUUUGGAAACUACACCUUGCUGAAUGUCUUCCUGGCCAUCGCUGUGGACAACCUUGCCAACGCCCAGGAGCUGACCAAGGAUGAAGAGGAGAUGGAAGAAGCAGCCAAUCAGAAGCUGGCUCUGCAGAAAGCCAAGGAAGUAGCUGAAGUCAGCCCCAUGUCUGCGGCCAACAUCUCCAUUGCUGCCAGGCAGCAGAACUCGGCCAAGGCUCGCUCGGUGUGGGAGCAGCGGGCCAGCCAGCUUCGGCUGCAGAACCUGCGGGCCAGCUGUGAGGCGCUGUACAGUGAGAUGGACCCGGAGGAGCGGAUGCGCUAUGCAACCACACGCCACCUAAGACCAGACAUGAAGACGCACUUGGACCGGCCUCUGGUGGUGGAGCCACCAGGGCGGGAUGGCCCACGGGGUCCCAUGGGGGGCAAAGCCCGACCUGAGGGCACGGAGGUCACCGAGGGUGUAGACCCACCACGACGGCACCACCGACAUCGUGACAGGGACAAAGUUCAGGCUGUGGUCCCCGCAGUGGGCGAACAGGACAGGGCUGAUGCUGUGAAGGCGGAGAGUGUGGACCCUGGAGCGCGGGAGGAGCGGGCACGUCCACACCGCAGUCGCAGCAAGGACGCGGCAGGUGCGCUGGAGUCCCGGAGCGAGCGCAGCAGGGGCCCGGGCCCUGAGGGUGGACGACGGCACCACCGGAGGGGUUCCCCGGAGGAGGCUGCUGAGCGCGAGCCCCGGCGCCACCGUGCUCACCGGCACGGUCCAGAACAGGGCAAGGAAGGUGUUGCACCUACUGCCAAGACCGAGAGGCGCUUGCGGCACAGGGGCCCCCGGGCCGGUUCCAGGGAGGCAGAGAGUGGUGAGGAGCCUAUGCGACGGCACCGGGCGCGGCACAAGGUGCCGUCUGUUCAGGAGCCCACUGAAAAGGAGGCCACAGAGAAGGAGGCUGCAGAGAAGGAGGGCGAGAUGGCGGAGGCGGACAAGGAGAUACGGAACCACCAGCCCAAGGAGCCUCACUGUGGCCUGGAGGCCAGUGGGGUGAUGGGCAUAGCCCCUGUGCACGUGCUGCCCAGCACCUGUCUCCAGAAGGUGGAGGAACAGCCAGAAGAUGCAGACAAUCAGAGAAAUGUCACUCGGAUGGGCAUCGAAUCCUCAGACCCGAGCAGCACCUUACAUGUCCCAGUGACACUGGCAGGCCCUCCUGGGGAGACCACAGUUGCUCCCAGUGGUAACCUGGACCUGGAGAGCCAAGCAGAGGGGAAGAAGGAGGCAGAAGCUGAUGAUGUGCUGAGGAGUGGCCCCCGGCCCAUCGUCCCGUACAGCUCCAUGUUCUGUCUAAGCCCCACUAACCUGCUUCGCCGCUUCUGCCAUUACAUCGUCACUAUGCGGUACUUUGAAAUGGUCAUUCUUGUGGUCAUUGCCCUGAGCAGCAUCGCCUUGGCUGCUGAGGAUCCUGUGCGGACAGACUCUUCCAGGAACAAUGCUCUCAAGUACAUGGAUUACAUCUUCACAGGUGUCUUCACCUUUGAGAUGGUGAUGAAGAUGAUUGACUUAGGACUGCUGCUGCACCCUGGAGCCUACUUUCGGGACCUGUGGAACAUUUUGGAUUUCAUUGUGGUCAGUGGGGCCCUGGUGGCAUUUGCCUUCUCGAGCUUCAUGGGAGGAUCCAAAGGGAAAGACAUCAACACCAUCAAGUCCCUGAGAGUUCUUCGCGUCCUGAGGCCCCUCAAGACCAUCAAACGACUGCCUAAGCUCAAGGCUGUGUUUGACUGUGUGGUGAACUCCCUGAAGAAUGUGCUGAACAUCCUGAUUGUCUACAUGCUCUUCAUGUUCAUAUUUGCCGUCAUUGCAGUACAGCUCUUCAAAGGGAAGUUUUUCUACUGCACUGAUGAAUCCAAGGAGCUGGAGAGGGACUGCAGGGGUCAGUAUUUGGAUUAUGAAAAGGAGGAAGUGGAAGCUCAACCAAGGCAGUGGAAGAAAUACGACUUCCACUAUGACAACGUGCUCUGGGCCCUGCUCACACUCUUCACGGUGUCCACCGGAGAAGGGUGGCCCAUGGUGCUGAAACACUCCGUGGAUGCCACCUAUGAAGAGCAGGGUCCAAGCCCUGGGUUUCGCAUGGAGCUAUCCAUCUUCUAUGUGGUCUACUUUGUGGUCUUCCCCUUCUUUUUUGUCAACAUCUUUGUGGCCUUGAUCAUCAUCACCUUCCAGGAGCAGGGGGACAAGGUGAUGUCUGAAUGCAGCCUGGAGAAGAAUGAGAGGGCCUGCAUUGACUUUGCCAUCAGCGCCAAGCCCCUGACACGGUAUAUGCCCCAAAACAAGCAGUCGUUCCAGUAUAAGACAUGGACGUUUGUGGUCUCCCCCCCCUUCGAGUACUUCAUCAUGGCCAUGAUAGCCCUCAACACAGUAGUGCUGAUGAUGAAGUUCUAUGAUGCGCCGUAUGAGUAUGAGCUGAUGCUGAAGUGCCUGAACAUGGUGUUCACCUCCAUGUUCUCCCUGGAGUGUGUGCUGAAGAUCAUCGCCUUUGGGGUGCUGAACUAUUUCAGAGAUGCCUGGAAUGUCUUUGACUUUGUCACUGUGUUGGGAAGUAUUACUGAUAUUUUGGUAACAGAGAUUGCGAACAACUUCAUCAACCUCAGCUUCCUUCGCCUCUUCAGAGCUGCACGGCUCGUCAAGCUGCUGCGCCAGGGCUACACCAUCCGCAUCCUGCUGUGGACCUUCGUCCAGUCCUUCAAGGCGCUGCCCUAUGUGUGCCUCCUCAUUGCCAUGCUGUUCUUCAUCUACGCCAUCAUCGGCAUGCAGGUGUUUGGAAACAUUGCCUUGGACGACGACACCAGCAUCAACCGGCACAAUAACUUCCGCACAUUCUUACAAGCCCUGAUGCUGUUGUUCAGGAGUGCCACGGGGGAGGCCUGGCAUGAAAUCAUGCUGUCUUGUCUGAGCAACCGGGCCUGUGACCCAGAUGCCAAUGCCAGUGAGUGUGGGAGUGACUUUGCCUACUUCUACUUCGUGUCCUUCAUCUUCCUUUGCUCCUUCCUGAUGUUAAAUCUAUUUGUGGCUGUGAUCAUGGACAACUUUGAGUACCUAACACGAGACUCUUCUAUCCUUGGGCCUCACCACCUGGACGAGUUCAUCCGGGUCUGGGCUGAGUACGACCCAGCUGCGUGUGGGCGCAUCAGUUACAAUGACAUGUUUGAGAUGCUGAAGCACAUGUCCCCGCCUCUGGGGCUGGGGAAGAAGUGCCCUGCUCGAGUUGCAUACAAGCGCCUGGUUCGCAUGAACAUGCCCAUCUCCAGUGAGGACAUGACUGUGCACUUCACAUCCACGCUGAUGGCCCUCAUUCGAACUGCACUGGAGAUCAAGCUGGCCCCAGCUGGGGCAAAGCAGCACCAGUGUGAUGCAGAGCUGAGGAAGGAGAUCUCCUCUGUUUGGGCCAAUCUGCCCCAGAAGACCUUGGACUUGCUGGUGCCACCCCACAAGCCUGAUGAGAUGACGGUGGGGAAAGUCUAUGCAGCACUGAUGAUAUUCGACUUCUACAAACAGAACAAAACCACAAGAGAUCAGAUUCACCAAGCUCCAGGAGGCUUAUCCCAGAUGGGCCCGGUGUCCCUGUUCCACCCUCUGAAGGCCACCCUGGAGCAGACGCAGCCAGCUGUACUCCGAGGAGCUCGGGUUUUCCUUCGGCAGAAGAGCUCUACGUCCCUCAGCAAUGGUGGGGCCAUACAAACUCAAGAGAGUGGCAUCAAGGAGUCCGUGUCCUGGGGCACUCAGAGGACCCAGGAUGCACUUUAUGAGGCUAGGGCACCCCUGGAACGUGGCCACUCAGCAGAGAUCCCUGUGGGGCAGCCAGGAACACUGGCUGCGGAUGUACAGAUGCAGAACAUGGCACUGAGGGGUCCUGAUGGGGAGCCCCAACCUGGGCUGGAGAGCCAGGGCCGGGCUGCCUCCAUGCCCCGCCUGGCAGCAGAAACACAGCCGGCCCCUGAUGCCAGCCCCAUGAAGCGCUCCAUCUCCACGUUGGCCCAGCGCCCACACGGGGGCCACCUCUGCAACACCACCCUGGACCGCCCUCCCCCCAGCCAGGCACCACAUCACCACCACCAUCGCUGCCACCGCCGUAGGGACAAGAAGCAGAGGUCCCUGGAGAAGGGGUCCAGCCAGCAUGCCGACACGGAUGGCGCACCAAACAGCGCUGCAGGGCCCAGCCUGCCCCCAGGAGAGGGGCCCACAGGCUGCCGGCGGGAACGGGAACGCAAGCAGGAGCGAGGCCGGUCCCAGGAGAGGAGGCAGCCCUCGUCCUCUUCCUCAGAGAAGCAACGCUUCUACUCCUGUGACCGCUUUGGAGGCCGUGAGCACCCUCAGCCCAAGCCCUCCCUCAGCAGCCACCCCACGUCCCCAACAGCAGGGGAGCCGGGACCCCCACCACAGGGUAGUGGUUCAAUUAACGGGAGCCCCUUGCUGUCAACAUCUGGUGCUAGCACCCCGGGCCGAGGUGGGCGGAGGCAGCUCCCCCAGACACCCCUGACUCCCCGCCCCAGCRUCACCUACAAGACCGCCAACUCCUCCCCUGUCCACUUUGCUGGGGCUCAGAGUGGCCUCCCGGCCUUCUCCCCUGGCCGGCUCAGCCGUGGGCUUUCUGAACACAAUGCUUUGCUCCAGAGAGACCCCCUGAGCCAGCCCCUGGCUCCAGGCUCUCGCAUCAGCUCUGACCCUUACCUGGGGCAGCGCAUGGACAGCGAGGCCUCUGCCCACACCCUGCCUGAGGACACACUCACCUUUGAGGAGGCCGUGGCCACCAACUCAGGCCGCUCCUCCAGGACUUCCUAUGUGUCUUCCCUGACCUCUCAGUCCCACCCUCUCCGCCGUGUGCCCAACGGCUACCACUGCACUCUGGGACUCGGCACUGGCAGCCGGGCGCGGCACAGCUACCACCACCCAGACCAAGACCACUGGUGCUAG
Messenger RNA from Urocitellus parryii (Arctic ground squirrel), 7038 nucleotides. Lineage: Eukaryota; Metazoa; Chordata; Mammalia; Rodentia; Sciuridae. The record is from RefSeq and is a predicted model, not a curated record.